Molecule: messenger RNA, 618 nt
Organism: Rotaria sp. Silwood1
Lineage: Eukaryota; Metazoa; Rotifera; Eurotatoria; Philodinida; Philodinidae
Source: the annotation of a GenBank genome assembly
AUGCCUACAUCUGAUUCAUCGAUAUUUAAUCCAGAUCAAUUAGUGUCUAAUCUUCAACUACUUAAUAAUAUUGGACGAUUGCUUGAAAUUGAUUCGUCACAAAUAGACGAUGGAGAAAUAUUUUUAACUAAAUUACGUAAAUUACAAAAUAUUUAUUAUCUAACACAAAAUCGUUUAGAUACAUUUGAUGUUAUUUUACCAACAAUACAACAAAAUUAUAUUGAAAUGACAAAUUUAACUAAAGUAUUACAUGAAAAACAACAAAAGAUAAUCAAUUGUCAAAAUGCAAAAUUUGAUGAAUAUGAAUCAACACGUAUGACAACAAUGGCUGAAAUGAAAUUCGUUGAAAAUAAAUUACAAUCAUUUGAUAUUAAUGCUAAACCACCAGUUACUCAUACACAAAUUGAAAAAUUACAAAAAGACAUGGAUAAUGCUCGAUGUGAAUAUGAAAUUCUUAAACAACAAAUUGCUCAUUGGAUGCCAUGUGAUGAACCAACAAUUGAUAGUUUAACAAAUAAAGUUGAAAGUAUACGAGAUGAACUUAGAUCAAUUGAAGAUGAAAUUUCAAUGUAUGUUACAGAUGCAUUUCAAAUGAACAAGAUAAUCUCAUCAGAAUAA